AUGAGUAAUACAGGAAAUUUUAUUCAAACAGUGGUUUUAAUAAUAUCAUUAAUAUUUCAAAUGAUUGCUAUAAGUAUUUCUAUAUAUUCAACAUUUUCUCCAUCAUGGCAAGUUGUUGAUAUAAGAGAAUUUCGUGCUCAACAUCAUCAUGGAUUAUGGUUAGAUUGUACAAGAUCAGAAAUAUCAUAUUCAACAAUUAAUUCUAAUAUUAAAAAUAACAAAGAGGAUGAUUCAUUUUUAAGUCAUUCAUCAAAUACUCGUCCACAUAAAAAUCAUUAUGAAUAUUAUGAUUCACAAAGUCCAUUACAUUGUACAUACAAAUUUGAUUGGGCACAGGCAAAAAUUAUUGAAGAAAAUAUUAUUAAUGAAGAUGAUAAUAGUGCUGCUGGAGAAGCUGAACAUCAUCAAUUUUUCUUUUGGCAUAAAGCUGUCCUUACCUCUAUCAUUUGUUCAAUUAUUUUUGGUGGUUUAUCAUUAUUUACUGGAAUGUGUUCACCAUGUUUUGGUACAUGUUCAUUAGUUUAUGCCAUUUUAAUAUUUCUUUCAUUAAUAUCAUCAAUAACAGCAGAUGCCAUAUUCUUUUUUGCUGCCCAUCGUGUAGAUAAUCGUUUUGUUCAAGGUCUUAUUGGAACAUAUGAGCAAGGAAUUGGACACGCUUUUUAUUUACAUUUAUCAAGUACAAUUAUUCUUUUGAUCUCUUUUAUUAUUUCUGUUUGUACCAGUUACUCAAUAUUGAGAUCUUCAAAUACGCAAAGAGAAGAUAUUCGCCUCAUGGAUUUACCUUCAAUAAAUAAACAAUUAAUCUUUCAUAGUAGAUAUUGA
Messenger RNA from Strongyloides ratti, 822 nucleotides. RefSeq names its product Clc protein-like family-containing protein. The transcript has 3 exons. Gene Ontology annotation, cellular component: membrane. The coding region runs from base 1 to 822 and encodes 273 amino acids. Lineage: Eukaryota; Metazoa; Nematoda; Chromadorea; Rhabditida; Strongyloididae. The record is from RefSeq and is a predicted model, not a curated record.